CUUUCAAUUCUAUUUGAUUGGGUGAUCCUCCUCCAAUCUUCUUCAUCCAUGGAGGUAGGAGGAGGAGAGACUGCACCCAGACAAACAAACCCAACAAAUUCCUAGUCAUUUCACUUUCUUCCAUUUUUCACCUCAAUUUCUUCUUCUUCUUCUUCAUCAUGGGAUUGAGUGGUGUUGCUUCACCUUCUUCCUCAUCAUCAUCUUAUUGCUCCCGUUUCUGGUCAUCAGCGCUCCGAUCCAAACCCCUCGUAUCGCCGGCGGAGAAGGCCGCUCGCGACAGCUCCGGCAGGGGUCUCUCCCGCCGCCUCGGUGUCUUCGACCUCCUUCUCCUCGGGAUCGGCGCCUCCAUUGGCGCUGGCAUAUUUGUCGUCACCGGCACUGUAGCUCGCGACGCCGGUCCCGGAGUAACAGUUAGUUUUAUACUUGCGGGAGCAUCCUGUGUUAUAAAUGCACUCUGUUAUGCUGAGCUAGCUUCUCGGUUUCCUGCCGUUGUUGGAGGGGCAUAUCUAUAUGCAUAUACUGCUUUCAAUGAACUUACAGCUUUUCUUGUUUUUGCACAAUUAAUGCUUGACUAUCAUAUUGGAGCAGCUAGCAUAGCAAGAAGCUUAGCAAAUUAUUUGGUAACAAUUCUAGAGCUCUUCCCCAUUUUCAAAGAUAACAUUCCGAAAUGGAUUGGACAUGGUCAAGACAUUGGAGGUGUGCUAUCCAUCAAUGUCUUAGCUCCAAUUCUCCUACUUCUUCUCACUUUUGUUCUCUGUCGGGGUGUUCAAGAAUCAUCAGUUGUGAAUUCGUUUAUGACAGUGACCAAGGUGGUCAUCGUUAUUAUUGUCAUUUUUGCUGGAGCUUUUGAGGUUGAUGUUUCCAACUGGUCUCCCUUUGCUCCAAAUGGUAUGAAAAGCAUAUUUACUGGAGCUACUGUAGUCUUCUUUGCAUAUGUUGGAUUUGAUGCAGUUGCAAAUUCUGCUGAAGAAUCUAAGAGGCCACAGCGUGAUUUGCCGAUAGGCAUAAUCGGAAGCCUCUUGGUGUGUAUUGCUUUGUACAUUGGAGUGUGCUUAGUGAUUACUGGAAUGGUUCCAUACAAUCUCCUAGGAGAAGAUGCUCCGUUGGCUGAAGCUUUUAAAUCUAAGGGGUUAAAAUUUGUUUCUAUUCUGAUUAGCAUUGGUGCUGUUGCUGGACUUACGACAACACUCCUUGUUGGUCUCUAUGUUCAGUCUCGGCUAUAUCUUGGGCUUGGUAGGGAUGGUUUACUACCCGCAAUAUUUGCUAAAGUUCACCCCAAACGCCACACCCCCAUUCAUUCUCAGGUUUGGGUUGGCUGUGUGGCCAGUGUUUUGGCUGGACUGUUGAAUGUGCACAUGCUCUCACACAUUCUGUCUGUUGGUACACUGACUGGCUAUUCAGUUGUCUCGGCAUGUGUUGUUGUACUUCGCUGGAAGGAUAAAACAACUGGUCAAGUAUCACCUUCAGCCAAGAGGGAAGGUGUAAUUUGCCUCAUUGCUGUUGCAGUUUCUGGAUUUAUUGGGGGGGUCUCUUUCCGCUAUGAUGCCUCACCUAUUUUACUGAUUCUGGCUAUACUUGUUGGAGCUGGUGCUUCUGCUGCUCUUCAUUUCCGCCAGCAUGCAUAUCACAACAUGGCAAAGACACGUGGCUUGUUGAGAGGGGGAAUACGACAUGAUUUCAUGAGAAGAAGAUCAAGUACUGAGGAUUAUGCAGCAGAUUCACCAGGGUUUUCUUGCCCUGGGGUUCCCAUUGUGCCAAAUGUUUGCAUCUUUUUCAACAUGUUCUUAUUUGCCCAGUUACAUCAUGAAGCAUGGGUGAGAUUUGUGAUUCUUAGUGUUGUCAUGGUUGGUCUUUAUGCAAUAUAUGGGCAGUAUCAUGCUGACCCCAGUGCAGAGGAGAAUACUGUUUAUCAUGAGGCACCAGAGGAAGAUGGUCGAUGAGUUAUCAGUUCAAUAUUAAACAUUACGGUUUACAUUAUGGCCAAUGGGGAGAAGGGUGUGUUGGUUAAAAUGUAUGUAGCAAAUAUAAGGUGAAUGUGAAUGGGGUGAAGAUGGUCGAUUUGUUAGGAAUGUGAAUGUCCAUCAGGUGUAGUUAGAUUGUAUACGGCACACUCAGCAAGUAUAAUACGUUCCAUUUGGGGUUUAAAUUCCUGUUGCGGUUGUAUCGUGGAUAAAUGUGGCUACAAUUGCAGUAGAGAUACCAUUGCAGGGACUCAAAAACCCUAGUACAUUGUGGUCGCAAUUGUGGGGGUUGUAAACUUAAAUUUGAAGCCUUGCUUCCCCUCAAAGGGCUCCUCCUCCUUUGAUCCCCAACAUAUGUAUGAUGUAUCUCUUGUAGUUUACAACUUAAUUCGAAAAGAAAAUAAUCAUGUACCAUUUUCUUAUGUGAAUAUUCAGUUGAUAUUUUUUGACUUGUUCAAGCCCAA
This is a messenger RNA of Lotus japonicus, 2425 nucleotides long. RefSeq names its product cationic amino acid transporter 9, chloroplastic-like. Gene Ontology annotation, cellular component: membrane. Gene Ontology annotation, biological process: amino acid transport; transmembrane transport. The record is from RefSeq and is a predicted model, not a curated record. The transcript is spliced from 9 exons. NCBI's taxonomy places the organism in Eukaryota, Viridiplantae, Streptophyta, Magnoliopsida, Fabales, Fabaceae. The coding region runs from base 159 to 1940 and encodes 593 amino acids. Gene Ontology annotation, molecular function: amino acid transmembrane transporter activity.